Dendronephthya gigantea is the source of this 2087-nucleotide messenger RNA. RefSeq names its product MAM and LDL-receptor class A domain-containing protein 1-like. Bases 184 to 1659 code for a protein of 491 amino acids. Gene Ontology annotation, cellular component: membrane. Lineage: Eukaryota; Metazoa; Cnidaria; Anthozoa; Malacalcyonacea; Nephtheidae. The record is from RefSeq and is a predicted model, not a curated record. The transcript has 12 exons.
GCCAGCAGACCAUUUAUCAGGAAGACUCUAGCCCACAAAAGUGGUCUCAAGGCUUCAAAGGAACAUUCACCCUGGUAAUUCGUACAAUAAAGUACAAAAAUUCAAAGAUUAUAAAAGGCUAUAGCACCAAUUAUUGUCAAUAUCAUUCUGUUGGCGGCGGUGCUGCUGGAUUUAGAGUAUACUAUGCUGGUUACAAGACAGAAGACCUCACGGAUCACCCUCAUUUUUGCAUGUCUGUUUGGAAUGACGAUUUCCGUCGUUCAAUGCCAAGCGUUCGCAAAUCGAACUUACUCUUGCAACUUUGAGGUUGAAGGCGAAUGCCAAUGGAGCCAAGAUCGUGUUAGCGAUAAUUUAAAUUGGGUAAGAAAACAAGGCCACAUAAGAGUACCCGAGGGAAUAAUCUAUGAAGGUCCAUUUGCAGAUCAUACGAUGGGUUUAGGCGUUCUGAAAAGCAAAACUCAAGGACCAGGUGCACUGCAAUUCCGCGGAGGAAAGUGUAUUCAUAUAUCUCACGGUGGUUUUACUAAACCAAAUGAUGGAAAAAGACUUGCAAUACACCGUGUCUGUAAUGAGGAAAGAUUGCAGUUCGAGUUAGGAUCAGACGGAAUAUUGAGGCACACUAAACAUAACAUGUCUGUGAAGCCCAUAGGGCCAGUGAUAAAUAGAGUGGAAGUUGGUCUUUAUAGAAAUUGCACAAAAACUGACACAUGGAGCUGGACAAAAAGCGGAUCCCUUCAGUAUCAGAAAAAAAUGUGUCUAACAACGAAGAAUGGAGUGCACCAUGUGGAUGGCGAGAGUCUUGUGCUUAGUUCUGUUUGUGAUCAGCUACAAAAUUUCAUUAAGUUUGUACCCAUUGGACUAGGUUGGUACCUAUACAUGGAAAAUUCUCCAUUAUCCGGAAGAAAUCGUAGUGAAAGUGCACGAUUCAUCUCCCCAAAGAUUACUGAAGCAAAAUCGUGUCUUCAAUUCUACUAUCGCAUGUUCGGCCAGCCUGCUGGAAGUUUACAGGUGUAUGUGUCGUCUGAAGGUGGUAUGGGAUUCCCCUUGAAGAGUUUCUAUGGUCCCCGCUGUAGAGACUGGCAUCGAGCACAGGUCGCUGUAAACAAACAAACGACUCCAUAUCAGUACGUUAUCGAGGGUGUACGUGGUGUCAAUGACGUGGGGAAUAUUGCCAUUGAUGAUAUUUCUGUGAGGGAUUCUUGCAAUGAACCAUUAGAACCAGAGCACCCGCCAACCAGUAGCAUUUCACAACUAAAUGCGACGACACAUCAGCCCUUUGAAGUCCUUAAUGAAGCGAACAUUUCGAGCAAAGUCUCCAUUAUCAUAGCGGUGAAUUCAUGUGCACUACUUCUGUUAUUUGUAAUCAAUAUUUUUGUGCUGCUAAAAUGCAGACGACGAAAUCAGAAGCCAAAGUUAUCAACUCCGGACCCGGGCAAUAUUGCACUAACGGUUGACGAAAGCUUAAAAGAGCCAUCGAGAGUCAUUGAGGAAUCAGUCUUGGAAAGAAGUGACUCGUAUGUUAUACCGGCCGAAAAGGAAACAAAUACGUACGAAGAAGUUAAAGAUGCUUUGAAUUCUGACUAUACUCAACUCGAUCAAUCUAAAUGCAGAGAUGAAACAGAUGAUGGCCAAUACCAGAAAUUAUUGAAGCGAAUAUAGGGCCGUACUAAGACGUGGUUGCGUCAAAAUUACCAAGAGCUUAAGUCCCCGUUUAAACUAUACCAGAUUCACUCAUUGCGUUAGAAAAUUUUUCACAUAGGCUUGAUAGAUCUCUGUUUCAGUUGAAGUACCCAAAAGACACUGAAAUCACCAUCAAGGUUUUCCACGGACUGCACGGGAACGUAAACUUUAAUUCAUAUUUAAAGGGAUAUGGCAACAAGAAAUAUUUCUGUUUUGUUGAAAAGAAAAUUUACACUUCUUAUAAAGCCUUGCUACAAAAUUUGUUUAUCUUCCUUACUUCGCAAGUGUUGGCGAUCAAAAGCAACGCCUAUCGCGAUACAUCCGCCAUCUUGUUUUAUAUUGAGAUCUAAUUACGUGACGUCAAAAACAGCGUUGAGCCUAAAAAAUAACAACUACGUGUUUAUGUU